This is a messenger RNA of Linderina pennispora, 627 nucleotides long. RefSeq lists its product as uncharacterized. The coding region runs from base 196 to 591 and encodes 131 amino acids. NCBI's taxonomy places the organism in Eukaryota, Fungi, Kickxellomycota, Kickxellomycetes, Kickxellales, Kickxellaceae. The transcript has 2 exons. The record is from RefSeq and is a predicted model, not a curated record.
UAUCCGAGUAUUUGAUACUGCGCGAUCUUCAGGAUAUAAACAAAAAGCAGCGGCGUCUUUGCCUGGCGGUCCAAACCCCCGAGCCAAACCGCCAGCGAUCAUGGCGCUGAUCAUCUAAUCUGGAGAUUCGGUCAUGUGCUGCCUGUUUUCCCUUUCGGGGAGUUUUAGCAGAGCUGCACUUUGGAAAUCGCUCAUAUGCGGCUUGGGCUCAUGUGGCCAUUGCUCGCUGCUGCUACUGCUUCAGCUGUCUCAGAACCUCUCCCCUCCUCCUUUCUAAACGCCUCCACGUCACGGCGUGGGCCAGGUAUAAAUGAGCGGCGGGAGGCUGCUGCACAAAAGCAGGCCGCGUGUCCCUUUUGUGUCUCUGUUUUGACUGCUUUUUUCCUCUACAAGCUUCCACUUCCCUACACUCACAUCGUCGACUGGUAUAAACCAUGGCUGGCAACAAAAUUGGCAAGUCUUUAUUUUCCUACUGUUGUCGGCCAGUACAUGAGGUGCUGGCACUCAGCAGCACCAUACGAUAAGCAUACUGGACCACGCCGCCUCCAAGGCACACGGGAUUUAGAUAAAAGGCCAGCAGGGUGGAGCUGAACAAGACUGUUUGCUCAGGACAACAAACAUCUUCCG